Molecule: messenger RNA, 1217 nt
Organism: Eucalyptus grandis
Lineage: Eukaryota; Viridiplantae; Streptophyta; Magnoliopsida; Myrtales; Myrtaceae
Product: succinate--CoA ligase [ADP-forming] subunit alpha, mitochondrial
Exons: 7
Coding region: 67-1083 (338 amino acids)
Biological process (GO): tricarboxylic acid cycle
Cellular component (GO): succinate-CoA ligase complex (ADP-forming); mitochondrion
Molecular function (GO): succinate-CoA ligase (ADP-forming) activity; succinate-CoA ligase (GDP-forming) activity
Source: RefSeq, a predicted model, not a curated record
CUUUUCCUAGAGAGACGCGCAGAGAGAGAGAGAGAGAGAGAGAGAGGAGGCGAGGGACUCGAAUCGAUGGCUCGACGUGCGGUGACCAAGCUCAUCGGCUCGAUCGCAUCGGAGAAGCCGUCCUCUCUCCUCGCCGCCCUCGCGUCGUCCCGGGCGCGGGGCUACGCCGCCGCGGCCGCGCCGCACCAGCCGGCGGUGUUCGUGGACAAGAGCACCCGCGUCAUCUGCCAAGGCAUCACCGGCAAGAACGGCACCUUCCACACCGAGCAGGCCAUCGAGUAUGGCACCAAGAUGGUGGGUGGUGUGACUCCCGAGAAGGGCGGAACAGAGCAUUUGGGCCUUCCGGUUUUCAAUACGGUUGCUGAAGCGAAGGCUGAAACUAAGGCUAAUGCUUCGGUCGUAUAUGUUCCGCCUCCAUUUGCUGCUGCUGCCAUUAUGGAGGCCAUGGAAGCUGAGCUCAAUCUUGUUGUUUGCAUCACGGAAGGGAUUCCUCAGCAUGAUAUGGUUCGAGUCAAGGCUGCUCUGAACAGGCAAUCCAAGACACGACUGAUUGGACCUAACUGCCCUGGUAUUAUUAAACCUGGAGAAUGUAAAAUAGGCAUUAUGCCUGGGUACAUACACAAACCAGGACGUGUGGGUAUUGUGUCCCGCUCUGGGACCUUGACUUAUGAAGCAGUUUUUCAAACGACUGCAGUUGGUCUUGGACAAUCCACAUGUGUGGGAAUAGGUGGUGACCCUUUCAAUGGGACCAACUUUGUUGACUGCCUCGAGAGAUUCGUUGUGGAUCCUCAAACAGAAGGGAUUAUUCUAAUAGGUGAAAUAGGUGGAACUGCUGAAGAAGAUGCUGCUGCAUUUAUUAAGGAAAGCAAGACAGAGAAACCCGUCGUUGCUUUUAUUGCUGGUCUAACUGCUCCCCCUGGUCGUCGUAUGGGUCAUGCUGGAGCUAUUGUGUCAGGUGGCAAAGGCACAGCUCAGGGCAAAACCGAGGCACUUCGAGAAGCCGGUGUUACAGUAGUACAGUCCCCAGCAAAGAUUGGUGCUGCUAUGCUUGAUGUGUUCAAGCAAAGAGGGCUUUGUCAGUAGUUAGAAUUGAGUAACAUGAACCAAGUUAACAUCAAUAUGAAUUUUUUUUUUUUGUCUUGGGAAUUUUUGAAAAUUUUGUUCCUUUUUCGUGUCCGAUCUUAAUACAAAGUUGUUUAGAAAGCUUGGGUUCUAUA